Messenger RNA from Penicillium cataractarum, 744 nucleotides. RefSeq names its product SDR family oxidoreductase. The coding region runs from base 1 to 744 and encodes 247 amino acids. Lineage: Eukaryota; Fungi; Ascomycota; Eurotiomycetes; Eurotiales; Aspergillaceae. The transcript has a single exon. Gene Ontology annotation, molecular function: oxidoreductase activity, acting on the CH-OH group of donors, NAD or NADP as acceptor. The record is from RefSeq and is a predicted model, not a curated record.
AUGACCAUCUCCUCGCACUCAGACGUCGUACUUAUCACAGGCGCAAACCAAGGCCUGGGUUUCGAGCUCUCUCGGCGCUUAGCCUCUGAUUACCCCGGUUACCACAUUUUGAUGGGCUCUCGCGAUACCGGCAAAGGGGAUGCGGCUGUCGAUAUAUUGAAACCCGAAGGGCUUUCGGUUGAAGCAAUCAACAUUGAUGUCACGGACGAAGAAUCUAUCAAAGCAGCUGCGGCAGAAGUCGAAUCAAAGUUUGGGAGAUUAGACGUCCUCGUGAAUAAUGCGGGAAUCGUCGCCGAGGGCAAGAUGCCUACUGGAACCAGCUUACAGGAGACCUUCCGCGCCUGCUUUGACGUAAACGCUUUUGGGCCAUUCCUGGUGACGGAAGCCUUCACUCCUCUUCUGAAGAAAUCGCACAAUCCGCGAGUGGUCUUCAUGUCUACCGGUUUAGGUUCUAUUACCGACCGUCUGAACCCAGAUGACCAAUGUGCGGCUUUCCAAUUUCCCGUUUAUCGCAGCAGUAAGGCUGCGCUUAACAUGAUUAUGGCCCAUUAUGCUGCACUUUACGCCAAGGAUGGGUGGAAAGUGAAUGCAAAUGAUCCAGGAUUCUGCGCGACAAACUUGAACAGCUAUCGUGGAUGGAAUACGCCGGAGAGUGGAGUUGUUAACGCGGUGCGACUGGUGACCCUGGGGACAGACGGACCAACGGGCACUUUCAGUUGCACCGAGGGGCCAGUGAAUUGGUAA